AUGAAACACGCUUCAUUGUGGAUGUUUAACUCUUACAUUUCUUUCUCUUAUUCAAUAACUUUUCUAAGGCUGAGUGGCUGUAACCUCUCAGAGAGAAGCUGUGGAGCUCUGAUCAGAGUUAUUCAAUCAUCUAAUCUCAGGGAGCUGGAUCUGGGUAACAAUAACCUGCAGGAUUCAGGAGAAUUUCUACUGUCAGCUGCAUUGAAGAGUCCACGCUGUAAACUGGAGUCUCUUAGAUUUGAUCCUGGUGGAGUCCAAUGGCUGAGGCAAGGUCUGAUAAAGUAUUCCUGUCCACUCACUAUUGAUUCAGACACAGUACACAGUAGGAUCAAGCUGUCUGGCAACAACAAUGAGGCCAUGUAUGUUAUGGAGGAUCAGUCAUAUCCUGAUCAUCCAGACAGAUUUGACCAAUAUCCUCAACUGCUGUGUAGAAAUGGUCUGACUGGUCGCUGUUACUGGGAGGUCGAGUGGAAAGGAAGGGUUCAUAUAUCACUGAGUUACAGAAGAAUCAGAAGGAAAGGACGCAGUGAUGACUGUGUAUUUGGAGGAAAUGAACAGUCCUGGAGUCUUUUCUACUAUGAUGGUGGUUACUCAGUCUGUCACAGAAACAAAGAAACAUCCAUCACCACCACCAUCCUCUCCUCCUCCACUGUCUCUAACAGAGUAGCAGUGUAUGUGGACUGUCCUGCUGGCACUCUGUCCUUCAACAGAGUCUCCUCUGACACUCUGAUCCACCUCCACACCUUUAACACCACAUUCACUGAAACUCUUUAUCCUGGUUUUGGACUCUGGUCUCCUGGUUCCUCAGUGUCUCUAUGUUCUCUAUAGGCGUAAGAAGGUCUCCUUGGUCAGAGAAAUCAUCAUUUUUAUUCGUUCCUGUCUUCAAAACAUGUUGGGAACAUAUACUGUCUUUUCACAGUGGUUAGAGUGUACAGGGUAGCUAUUCAGAGAAGACAGAACAUGGAGGCCUAACCUGGAAACUUACAGGACCUAAAGGAUCUUUUGCUGACAUCAGCAUACUUUGGGUGUCUAAAGGACUCCUUUCUUCCAUGGGUCAGGGCUGUGUUUGCAGCAAAAGCUCUAUCGCAAAAAUUGAGUCACAUACAGGUGGGACAUUGAAUGGAAUUUGACUCUGACCUUUUCAAUUCAGACGGAAGUGAUGACUUAAAGAUCACUGCAAAAAUUGCAGAAUUAACUAAUGUCCACCCUACAGUUACUCAUUUUAUAUUAAGAUUUAAAAAUCUAGUUGGUAUUGGUAUGGCGAGUAACCUUCAGUAAUAAAAAUAAAUCACACAACAAAGUCGUAAAAAGAAUGACAAUAUAUUAAGUAAUUAAACGUAUUGAAAAUAUGUUACCCUGUGACAAAGUGGAGGAGCAGUUGCAAUGCUCUCCAUUUGUCCCAUAUGUGUUUACCUUUUUUUGCACAUUGUACACAUUAUUCUGUUUCUAUGUAUUUGCUAUGAUUUGCUAUUUGUCAUGUAACAUUGCUUCACUCACUAUCCCGGGUUUGUUUGUGUAAGCGUUUUGUUGCCGGCAAAUCAAACAUUCUGCAAAUUAAGACAAAUACUAAGUUAUGUUUCUUUAUACUUUAUUAUGUUACAGAUUAAGUCAUUUGUUCAUACUUACUUUGUUUGUCUUUUCAGUUGUCAUAAGGGUCAGGUGUGGUUAAACGCCCGCCUGUCAUUUCCUCAUUUUAAAGUCCUGAUGAUGUCACACAUGACAUCAGGUUUAAAGGGAUUUGUUGAAUGUUUUUCCUUUCGUUAAUACUGCCAUUUAGUUGUGUAAAUGUGCAUGUUAGAAGUGUG
This is a messenger RNA of Neolamprologus brichardi, 1805 nucleotides long. Lineage: Eukaryota; Metazoa; Chordata; Actinopteri; Cichliformes; Cichlidae. The record is from RefSeq and is a predicted model, not a curated record.